AAUUUGCGCUUGCGCCUUGUUCUUUUGCGCAGGGAACGUGUGUUCUAUGCCGAGCGAGGCUUUGACGCCUCGGCGAGCGGUCCUCGUUCGGCGUUUCGAAGAAGGAGGUGCGAGUCGGGGGCGUUGGAGGCGGUGGCCGGGGGAGCGCGCUCGGGGCGUAGAAGCGAUUCAGGAGCGACGCCCCACAGAGAAGGAGGAGGGUGCUUUUUUUUUUUUUGAGACAGGCUUUUCGGCGCGCGCAGAGGUCCUCCGAGGUAUUGUUUUUUUCAAUGCCGUUUUCUUCUGAUACGCCGCGCGGCGCGUCGGCGUGCGAUGGCGACUCACAUCUGAGCGCGGGAGCGUCCUGCGAGUCCCGCAUGGGCGGCUGGGAGGAGGGCCGGCCGUUUGCGCCGUCUUUUGGGCUCAAAGGAGACGACGGAGCUGGAAAUGAUGGGAAGUAAAAAGAGAGACCCAAAGGAAAACCGAGACCGAGCGGUGCACCUUCCCCCGCCUUCGCACGAAAGCGGUCGUGUGUGCAUGGUAGACGAUCCGACGAGGGUUUUGGACGCGCCUUUGCCCCGCGAUCCGGAGUUGUCUAGCGAGGGUUCCGAGUCGGAUUCGGGGUCGGAUUGGAGCGACUGGGUUUGUGACAGGCCGAUGUCGGACUCGUGCCACCGGAGUGAGGAGGAGGCCGUGCGCAUUGCUUGUUUUUGCCCGCUGGCGUUCUCGAGUUUGGAGGAGCUUUUCGGCCAUCAGGUCUUGGCGCAUCGACUCGACUUGGCGCGACUCCUCCAGGGUUUCUGCGCGUCGAACUCUUCGGUGGAUCCGAGCUACGUUCGCGCCAAGCUGGUUAAUUAUCUCCGCUCGCGCGCGCGGAUCGACUCUUUUCAGCGAGAUACGCACAUACAGGUCUCAGGGGACGAGUGGCUCGACGACCGGUACCUUAGGCCGGAGCUGGAGGACGAUCCGUUGCUUUAUUUGGAGUGGGGUGUGGCGCAAGACGAGUUCGACGACCAAGACCAGGGCGCAGGGUGCCUCGCCGAGGAGCCGAUAUGCGUCGCCCGCUUGAGCAAGGUGUCCAGAGAGGAGCUGGAGCUUUCUUACGCGGCGAUGCACAGACGCCUCGUGAGACAGCAGAAGCAGCUGGAACAUUUGAAGGCGGUGCUCAGCGAAGACGCGCCCGCGCGGGCUCCGGAAGCGGGCGACGAGGACUACUUCGAGGGGUACGCCGGCUUUCACAUACACGAGGAGAUGAUAAAGGACGAGGUGAGAACCAGCUCCUACGCCAAGUUCAUUCUCCAGAACCGCGCGUGGUUCGAGGGGAAGGUGGUGAUGGACGUCGGGUGCGGCACGGGGAUACUGAGUCACUUCGCGGUGAUGGCGGGGGCGAAGCACGUCAUAGCGGUUGACCAGAGCGCGAUCAUCGAAUACGCAAAGGAAAUCGCGGUCGAGAACGGACGCGAGGACCGCAUUCAAUUCAUCCGGAAGAAAGUGGAGGAUUUGACGAGUGAGGACAGCCCGUGGCUGGCCAGGCGACAAGUCGACGUCAUCAUCUCUGAGUGGAUGGGAUACGCGCUGUUGUUCGAGUCGAUGGUAUAUUCCGUCCUGUUUGCUCGGGACAGGUGGCUUCGCGUGGCCACGGGCAGAGUUUGUCCGGACAGACAAAGGAUGUACGUGGUUGCGAUGAGGGCCGAGAAGCUGCGAGAACAAAAAGUGGAUUUUUGGAAGCAAGCGUACGGAAUACGCAUGGAAUCUCUGUGCAAGCUCGUCUGCAGCACGCCGCUGAUCGAAUCGAUGGCGGACGCGACGCCGAUAAGCAACGCGUUCAUGUUUUUUGAGUUAGACUGCCAAAUUGCGGCGGCGGAUCAGGUCGAAAAACCCAUGUUCUACUCUUUGUCGAUCCAUUUUGACUCGGUCAUAGACUGCCUGGUCAUCUAUUUCGACACUCUGUUCACCGGCGACCCGAGCGCCGACAUCCAGCCCGUGACGUUCUCGACAGGUCCGGAAUCGCCGGAAACGCACUGGAGACAGACGGUGCUCAUGCUCGCGCGCCCUCUGCCCGUCGCAGAGGGCAGCCUCGUGUCCGGAACGAUUCAGUUCGAGCCGUGCAGGCGACACUCGAGAGACCUGAGCAUCUCCCUGACCGUGUGCAUCGACGGACAGCUCGUCGAGAAGCAAACGUACAGAAUUUCAUAAAAGACGCCUCCCCGCGGUGCGCGGGCGCCGCGCGGUUGCGUACAACUCGCGCCCAAGA
Molecule: messenger RNA, 2233 nt
Organism: Schistocerca gregaria
Lineage: Eukaryota; Metazoa; Arthropoda; Insecta; Orthoptera; Acrididae
Product: protein arginine N-methyltransferase 1-like
Exons: 5
Coding region: 427-2175 (582 amino acids)
Biological process (GO): peptidyl-arginine methylation
Cellular component (GO): nucleus
Molecular function (GO): protein-arginine N-methyltransferase activity
Source: RefSeq, a predicted model, not a curated record